Messenger RNA from Entamoeba invadens IP1, 1677 nucleotides. Its product is annotated as serine/threonine protein kinase-transforming protein Rmil, putative. Bases 1 to 1677 code for a protein of 558 amino acids. The record is from RefSeq and is a predicted model, not a curated record. Lineage: Eukaryota; Evosea; Mastigamoebida; Endamoebidae. Gene Ontology annotation, molecular function: protein kinase activity; ATP binding. Gene Ontology annotation, biological process: protein phosphorylation. The transcript has a single exon.
AUGUAUGGAGAAGGAAACACACAACUCUUGUCGGACGUUUUCACGUUCAUGGCACCGACACGAACAGCUAACUUGACGUCACUACUGUCACUCCAACAGACAACACAACCCCUCGAUACAGUGUUACUCCCAAACGCACCUCCACAACAAGCACUCGAGUCGUUCAGUUAUUUACAAUCACAGAACGCGUUAAUAAGUCCGGAGGAAGUUGCCGAUUAUCAACGACGUGGCGAGUUAAUAGGCGAAGGGUCGUUUGGCAUUGUGUUUCAGUCGUCUUUACCAUCGAAAUAUAAAAACUCCCGGUUCCAAAGAGUCGCCAUUAAAGUAUUAAAAAACCAGCAAAUGACGCCGAACGAGAACGAACAGUUUAUGACCGAAAUGUCAGUGUUAAGUUCUUUGUCACACGACAAUAUCGUCGCGUUCUUUAAAGCGUGCGUGAUUGUACCUUUUCGCGCUAUUCUAACCGAAUACGUCGCAAAUGGGACUCUACGGAGUUAUUUAGAGGCAAACGACAUCACUUUCAAACGUGGACUGGAUAUCAUGAAACAGAUCUCAACGGGGAUGUUAUACCUCCACUCACACAACCCUCCUAUAUUACACUUGGACUUGAAAUCAGAGAAUUUGCUUGUCAGCAGUGAUGGGACGGUCAAGAUAACAGAUUUUGGGUUAUCCUUUUUUAUGAAUGAGAAUGUCUAUCAAAACGCACAGAAAAGAAUGAUAAGAGGAACCCCCGGCUACUGUUCUCCUGAAUCAAUUGAUGUCGUCUGUUUCCACAAACUCCCAUUAGACAAGAAGAUGAAGAGUGAUAUCUACUCAUUUGGUAUUGUAUUCUGGGAAGUCAUCUAUAAAGUCUAUACUAAAAAGUACGCAGCACCGUAUAGCGAGUACCCACAACUCCUGCAAAGGCCACUCGCUUUAAUGAACCAAGUCAGUUCGGACGCAACUAUGCUCAGACCAACUGUACCGCCACAGUGCGACGGUGACGUUUCAAUGCUCAUUCAGACAUGCACUGCGCAACACUACGACAACCGCCCAACGUUCAGAGAAAUUCUCGACGUGCUUGACUCGUUCACGCGAAUCCUUGAAGUGAAGAACACGCCCCUGAUUAAACAGUCGAUUGCUUUAUUGACUCCACGAGAUAAAAUUGCGGUGGGCAAAAAACAAGAGCGGACUGACGUGGUAAUGUUCCGUCCUAUGAGUGAGGAACGUUAUGUGCUUCGUGAGUUUCGAUGUGGUGUGUUACUUUAUAAUGGAGAGAACAGUGUAGUUAAUAACAAGAUUGGGAUGGUCAAAAUAGUCAUUGAGACAAAGUUCAAAUUCUCGAUACAAAUCAAAUUCAAAGACAACGAACAAAUUGUGCGUGUAGAAAUUCCGUGGUUUUGUUUGAAGAGUGUUGGGAUGGAUUGUGAGAACGGGAGUUGGGUAGGGCUGUUGCAAAUGAAUGGGAAAUGUCUAUGGAGUGUUGGAGGAAAGGAUAUUGGGAAGGGGAUACCUUUUGAUCAAUUUGAGUUGAGUCUUGGGAAUGAAUUAAUGAACUUCAUCGAAGCACUUGGGAACAUUGCGUCUGUCAAAGACGCGCCAGGGAAACAUAUUAUUAAUGUAUUGAAUACCACAAAGGUUAUUUCAUUUCAGAAGGUUAAACAGACUGACUGCAAGCGCAGAUUAUUCCAGAAUUAA